GGAGGAGGAGGAGGUAUCAAGCUAUAUAAGACGACCUCUGGUCAACUGGCAGCAUCAGUUCUCUUCUUCAGAUCCAACAUGAAGCUUGCAGUGAUUGUCCUCUUCUCCAUGGGUGCUCUGGUCCUCGCCCGACCAGACAGUGUCCUAGACGUCGAUCUCGAGGACAUCCUUUUGGACCAGGACAUUGCUGAGGACUCCACUGUUACUGGAUCCUACACAUGGACCGACCCUGACGGCAACCAGCACUUCGUCAAGUACGUCGCCGACGAGGACGGCUACAGAGUCCUGGAGUCUAACGUCGUCCCAGCCACUGCUGAUGGAGUCAGGGCCAACGGGGAACAGGGAUCCUUCGUCUCCCUGGAGGAUCUUGACGACAAAUAAGCGACGAGAGCGACUGGCGUUGAGUCAGAUGACGAUUUCAAGUCGGAGAAACUUCAUUCCAAGUUUCACUCAAGCCUUGUGACGUCGAAGUUGUUUAUUUAUUUGUGAUUUUAGAGAAUAAAAAUGAUCGAGUCUA
Molecule: messenger RNA, 517 nt
Organism: Macrobrachium nipponense
Lineage: Eukaryota; Metazoa; Arthropoda; Malacostraca; Decapoda; Palaemonidae
Product: larval cuticle protein 16/17-like
Exons: 3
Coding region: 79-381 (100 amino acids)
Source: RefSeq, a predicted model, not a curated record